Molecule: messenger RNA, 879 nt
Organism: Arabidopsis thaliana (thale cress)
Lineage: Eukaryota; Viridiplantae; Streptophyta; Magnoliopsida; Brassicales; Brassicaceae
Exons: 1
Coding region: 183-437 (84 amino acids)
Source: RefSeq, marked reviewed
UUGGUCAAGUCUGCAACACUAUAGCUGCCCAAAUCCACUUGGCUGGAGCGCGUCAAUUAAUAUUGUUUAUAACACACCUAAUAAGACUUAAUCAUUAAUAACUAUAGAACAUUUCUUCUUCCUAAUCUUUAUAUAUGUAAUACUCACAUCCAUCAGAAUUAAGCAAAACGCAAAAACCAAAGAUGGGUGAGAUGAUCAAAGCCAGACGCAUACUCCUCUUCUCCAUCGUAUUCCUCUUCUUCUUCUCUCAGGCCUUUCUUUUGUGUUCAGCUGAGGGUGAGCAUGGCUCAAGAAAUCUCGCAGUGGUGAUGAAGAAAAGGGUGAAAUACAGAGGACCUCGCAACACAACAACAUCCUCUGCAGCCUCAACUAUUAUGUUCCCAGGCUCCUUCCAUAUUGGUGCUGCUUCCUCUUUACUCCUUGCUCUUCUUUUAUAAGCUCCCUUGUAGUGAUCAUUAUUGUACUGUUUGACAAUGAUUCAUGUAAUUUGCUUUUCUCGAUUGAUUUUGUAGAAAUUUCUCAAAUGGUCUAAAAUUCUGUUUGUAAAUUAUUUGCUCUGUUUCAGUAUUGUGAAAGUUAAUAAGAUAUUUGAAGCUAACACAAACAAAAAAAGCAGUCGGAGAAGCUUCUCCGAUCCCUAUGUUUCAUUCCAGUUGUUUCUUAUCUAUAAGAAAAGUCAAAAGUAUAUGGUCACUUGUCCCACAUCUCUACGUAUUUGUUUCACCUUAUCACAAUCCUAUAACCAAGUCACAUAGAUCUUACUACACAUGCAAACAAUUCAUCACAGAACCAAGCUGCAUGAUUCUAAAAGCAUCUCUUGACAACCUGGUUGCUACAGCUGUGUUGAUCAAACCAUCACUCCAGGUCACGAUCGCCCCA